Molecule: messenger RNA, 5154 nt
Organism: Haliotis rufescens (red abalone)
Lineage: Eukaryota; Metazoa; Mollusca; Gastropoda; Lepetellida; Haliotidae
Product: ubiquitin-protein ligase E3C-like
Exons: 24
Coding region: 91-3315 (1074 amino acids)
Biological process (GO): protein polyubiquitination; ubiquitin-dependent protein catabolic process
Molecular function (GO): protein binding; ubiquitin protein ligase activity
Source: RefSeq, a predicted model, not a curated record
CAGAAGAGAGGAGAGUUGAUUUGUCAUUCAACAAAGAUUCAGGAAAAUAUUUAGAUAUUGGAAAGUACUGAGAUCACAUUAAUCCACAAAAUGUACAGUUUUGAAGGAGAUUUCAGAAGAAAGCCCGUUCAGUCCUUGAGGGGUGCAAGUAAAAAGGAACAGAAAGAAUCACUGCUGAAGAGAGCACAAGAAGAAAGGCAAAAGAGAGAGGGAAAUCGACAGAGAAAUCUGAGUGCAUGUAAAAUACAAGCAUUCUUUCGAGGAUUUACAUCCAGGAAGAAACUGAGUGAAACCUUGCGUGCCGAUUUUGACCAGAAGUUACAGCCAGUCAGCAAGGACAAUGUUGUGGAUAUCCCAGUUAUCAUCACACUCACACAGAGACUGGCGUUCUUCUGUAGACCAGGCAGAGAUGGACAGAGGCUGGUGUCAGUGUGCCAGCAGAUCAUCAAGCAGAAGGAGGCCUAUCUUCAGACCUUGGCUCACUCCAAUAAGAAUUUGCAGCAGCUCAAACAUCUUCUUGUGCUGUGUGUAAGAUACCUGAAUAGCAUUGCCUCCACUUCAUCUCCCGUUGCUGUGCCAAUGAGAAUGUUAGAAUUGUUUACCUCAUCCAAGACAUUUGUGUGUAUAAAGGGACUCUCAGGCCAGUCGGAGACACAGCUGACACGCCAGAUACUCAGCUAUCUAGUUCAGAGAGGUUAUUUUGAGUGUAUGUACACAUUGCUGACAGAGAAAGUUCCCUCUAGUAUUGAAAAGACUACCAUCCCUCCAACCCCAGCAGCCUCCAGCAUCUUUGAACUCAUCAUGAAUCCAUUAAGCUUUGCUGCAUCAGCAACUGACAAGACGUUUAGCCACUAUGUCCUGCAGUGUGUAUGUCGCAUCUUCCUGUGUCCGAGGUACACGGAUCAAAUCAGUCAGUUCCUCCUACCAGCAAUGGCAUAUGGGAAAUACCCGUUCCCGUUCGUGGAGUUGAUCCAAGGCCUGAUCUCUCAUACGUCCCAGAACGGUUCCAGCAAACGACGGCACCUGGAGCCAGAGCUGAAGCCAAGUCCCUGGCUCCUUGCGGCAGUUCUCACUCUGGCAGACAAGUAUAUCGGUGACCUGACAUCUGCAAACAGCUAUGCUUACAUGCAGCUGCUCCAGCACUUACUGCCGCAGCUUCCCAAACCUAAAAAUAUUGACAUGGAUGACGACUCAGAGGAGGAAGAUAUGGCAGUUGAUGAGGACUAUGGAUUUGCCAGUCUGUCUGACCUUCGUGAGGAGUGUAUCCGAUUGCUAGACUCUCCCGGGCACCUUCAUUGUAUGUUCAACUGUCUUCAGCGGAACUCUGACAGCCAGCUGCUGGAGGCCGUGUCUGUCAUCUGCCACACCCUCCUGUCUCAGCAGAGGCUGUCAGUACACAGGCUGAGAUUACUGUACAGUCUGGCAUUCAACACUAAAGUGAUACGCAACCUCUGGUACACGUGUGCCUCAGUGUCCACACCAACUGUCACCGGUUCAAGCACCUCCUUGAUUCUGAUGUUAGCUCGAGGUUUACCGAUGUUGAAGACGGAUGUGAACCGUAUUGUGCCGCUCCUCUCUGUAUUCUGCUCCAUGUUCAGUCACUCUCUCCUGACGCUACACGAUGCGGACUUCUAUGGUGAUAAUCAAGAGCAAAGCACAAGUAUGCCAUUUAGAAUAGAUGAGCUGGUUCCGAUGAGUCGAGCACUGAGAGAUGCCUGUCUUGGCAUCAUUGAACUGGCCCACCCGGACGCCAAGCGAGCAGUGAAUGAUGAUUACCGACUAGCAUUACAGAAGACGGGGAUCAGGAACAGGGAGAUGGUGGGAGAGGAGGAGGAAGAGGAGACACGCCAGUGGGCGUACCUGUUUAAGGUUAUUUCCAAUUUAGUUCGCCAGUUACAUACCAGGAAUUCCAGGAGGCCAUAUUGUUCAUUUGGCCAUUGGUUGGCAGACCACAUACAGAUUAAUGCAGACAAGCCCUCGCAGAUUUAUCGGGCCCAGAAUGCUGUGUUUGUGAGGAGGCCAUUUGGUGUUCUCAGGACUCUCACAAAGACCAACUUUGAAGAUGAUGGACCACCAUUGGCCAAUCGGGAUGUGAGGAAUCUAGUCAUUCUUACUGAGCUGCCAUUCGUUGUGUCCUUCUUCGACAGAGUUAAAAUCCUGCAGCGCUUGAUAAAUGCUGACAAGGAGGAAUCUCAGGGUGAUAUGUCCAACUUCAUGAUGGGGCCGUCAAUCAAUGUCAUGAUCAGGAGAAACUACAUAUACGAGGAUGCUUUUGACAAACUUUCUCCAGAAAAUGAGCCCAACAUGAAACUGAAGAUGAGGAUACAGCUUAUAAAUGCAGCAGGUCUGGACGAGGCUGGCAUCGACGGUGGCGGUAUCUUUCGAGAAUUCCUGUCCGAACUCCUCAAGACUGGCUUUGAUCCUAACAGAGGCUUCUUCAAGUAUACAGUGGACAGACUGCUGUACCCCAACCCACAGGCGCAGGUGCUUGUGGAGGACUACACCAAACACUACUUCUUCCUCGGUCGCAUGCUCGGCAAGGCGAUCUAUGAAAACAUGCUGGUGGAGCUUCCUUUUGCCAGCUUCUUUCUGGCAAAGAUGUUGAGUCGACAUAGCGCCAAUCUUGACAUCCAUCAUCUGCAGUCUAUGGAUCCUGUCAUGUACAAGAACCUUUUAUUCUUAAAGACAUAUGAUGGGGAUGUGUCUGAUCUGGGUCUGGACUUUACAGUAGUUAACAGUGAAUUUGGAGAGACUGUGUUGGAAGAGUUGAAAGCUGGUGGGAAGAACAUUGCUGUGACAGCCAACAACAGGAUCGAGUAUAUACACCUCAUGGCGGACUACAAGAUCAAUAAACAGAUCCGCACCCACUGUACGGCAUUUCGACAAGGAAUGGCUGAUGUCAUCUCCAUUGAGUGGCUUCAGAUGUUUGAUCCCACGGAGUUGCAGGUCCUAAUCUCCGGGGCAACCGUCCCCAUAGACAUUGAUGACCUUCGGCGCCACACCAACUACUCCGGUGGUUACACUGAAGACCACGAUGUCAUCAAGAUGUUCUGGAAUGCUGUGGCAACCUUCACUGAUCAGCAGAAACGACAACUCCUGAAGUUUGUCACCAGCUGUUCUCGGCCUCCGCUGCUGGGUUUCAAGGACUUGUACCCAGCCUUCUGUAUUCACAACGCGGGAAAGGAUCCAGAACGACUGCCGACAGCAAGCACCUGCAUGAACCUGCUCAAACUGCCGGAGGUGGAGGAAGAGGGGAUGCUUAGGACGAAGCUACUGUACGCUGUGGAGUCCGACUCAGGAUUCGAACUCAGCUAGUGAUUGGUCCACAGAAUCGUAUCAUAAUGUGAACUCCAAUUUGAGCUCAACUAAUGAAUGCCAUUGGAACAGACCCUGGAUGAAGUGAUUUUAACAAACUGGCUCACACACUGAAUGGAUUGCAGUUGUACUCUGGAGACUUGUGAUACAGUGUACAGAUACAAGGCCCAUGGGUGUGUGGGUUGUGUCUGUAUGGAGAUUCCGAUGCAGACAUGUUAUACUGGUGCUUGGAGCAUAGUUUUUCAACUUGGACAUAUCACAUAGCACACAGUAGGGCCACAUUUCAGUGGGUCAUUACACAGCAUUGAUUGUGUGAACUAAUAUAUGUAUGCUGUAGAUAGACUGUGUUUCACCUAGCACAUCAUUGUCUCAAGAUGAUGACCAGAUUGUAAUACUUGUUCCCCAUCAUCUACCAAUCAAGGCUAAGACCCUGAAACUAGCUGGACUGGUUCGUUUGGGUUGUGAUUGCUAGAUGUGGGUUAGAGCUUGUUCUUUCAGCAGUCGCUUGUCUAAGACAUGCCCGCUGCAUUCAUCUCCCUAUCUUUUUUGGAACAAGGCUGAGGUAGUUCUCACGAGAUAGGGAUGUACAGCUGUUAUAUGUGAAUGUUUGUUGAAGCAAGAUACAUAAAUCAAAAUAGAAUUAUGAAUCAAAAUCUUUUAAAGAACACUACUACUGAAAUGUUGUUAGAAAACAGAUUAUUUUUUUUAUAUAUUAUUAAUUUUGAGAUUUUUUUUAUAAAUUAUGUACUCAGCUGUUUUCACAAUUCAAUAUUUGUGAAUUUCAAAUCUGGUUUGAACCAGCACAUAAAAUAACAAAUAUUUUAUUAAUUGGUUAAUUCUCACAAUGUCUCACAAUGUCCGGGUCUUUGACCUUUGCAGAAAUUAAAUUAAACUGAUGUCAGCUACUUGGGGCGGUCAGGUAGCCUAGUAGUUAAAGCUUUCGCUUGUCACGCCGAAGACCUGGGUUCGAAUACCGACAUGGGUACAAUGUGUGAAGCCCAUAUCUGGUGUCCCCCGCCGUGAUAUUGCUGGAAUAUUGCUCACUCAUUCAGCUUCUGAGUACUAUAGGACACCAGCCAUUAUUCAGAGACUUGUCACAAAACAUUGGUAAACUGAAGAUUAAGUACUGAGACGAGACUGAAGAUGUGGUCUGUUGAUUAUUAUGUACAUACCAAAGAAAACGAUGUUAUGGUCAUAAUUUCUUUUUAAGAAAGAUAAGAUCUUUAUGAAGGGUAGCAUGUCUGUGAAUAUUUCUUAAUUUGUAUUUAUACAUGUUAGAGAUAACUUAUAAAUAAAAUGUUUGUUAUAAUUUUGACUUAUGGUCUAUUUACAUAGUUCAAGUAAUCAAAUGUUCUGUAAUAAAGUCACAUAUGAGCGUAUAUCUGAAUGAAGCUAGUUAUCUGUAGUCCAGUUGGAACUGUAUAUUUGUAAUAUUUGCAUAUGUAUAGCACAACCCGAAUGAUGCUGAAUAUUGUAUAUAUAUUUAGGCCUUAUAUCUUUUUUAGUUGGUUUACAAAACCGACCGACAAGAAAAACAAAUUACUUUUCACACAAAACAUUUCAGGCCCACUUUUUUAGUGAUAAGGUAAAAUGAAAAAAAAAACCGCAAUAUUUUAUCACCUCUGUUCAUACAAAUGUUGAAUAAAAUGUCUAAAAAUCUAUAUUCUAACCCAAAAGUCUUGAUGAAUUAUAUUUCAGUAUCUUGCCAUAUUACCGUAUAUUUGACAUAAUAAGCGCCCACGGCGAUAUUUGUUAAUAUAUUGCCUAGUGAACAAUCCCAAUUAGCACCCCUUCCCAUUGAUCAAUGUACACAAGACUUAUUUAUUCGUGUAUAAUACA